This is a messenger RNA of Vidua macroura (Pin-tailed whydah), 4950 nucleotides long. It is a transcript of the gene ACKR2, whose product is annotated as atypical chemokine receptor 2. Gene Ontology annotation, cellular component: membrane. The transcript has 2 exons. The record is from RefSeq and is a predicted model, not a curated record. Gene Ontology annotation, biological process: chemotaxis; G protein-coupled receptor signaling pathway; immune response. NCBI's taxonomy places the organism in Eukaryota, Metazoa, Chordata, Aves, Passeriformes, Viduidae. Gene Ontology annotation, molecular function: chemokine receptor activity. Bases 2408 to 3910 code for a protein of 500 amino acids.
GGGACUGUACAGCAAAUCCCACUGGGAAAAGCCAGUGUCCAUAAAGGAGACAGAGGAGUCCUGCAGCUUUAUUCGGGUGAAGGGAGCGAGGCCACUGGGGCACAUCCCCGCGGGGUUUUCUCUCUCGAGGUUUUGGAGGGCGCAGCCUCCCUUUAUCCCAAGCUCCCGGCCGCUCGUUGCCCUCUUCCUUCCCCCGCUGGCCCAGGUACCGGGAAGGUGCAGCCUUCCCGACCCGCCUGCCUCACAUCCCCCCUUGAACACGUUAUUUACCCCCAAAGUUUAGGAACUCAGGCUCGUGCGGCCCCAUUUGGCUGUUUCAGGAGUCAAACUGCCCGGGCUCUGUAACAAACCUGCUGCUUGAAGUUUAUAAUAUUGAGAUAUUAAGCCCCAUUUCAAAGCCGUUCACAACCAUCCCCUCACCCAUGGAAUUGCUUGUAAAGACAUCAGCACACAUCUUCCCUAUUAGAUGAGAUGGUCUUUAAAGUCCCUUCCAGCCCAAACCCUUCUGAGAUUCUGUGAAAUUUGGGCUCUUACUUAGUCCUUUGCUGAAGAGCUUCCACCUGAUGUCAGAAUCAUGGAAUGGUUUGGGUUGAAAGUUCAUCCCAUUCCACCCCCUGCCAUGGGCAGGGACAUCUUCCAGCAGAUCAGGUUGCUCCAAUCCCCAUCCAGCUUGGAGCACUUCCAGCAAUGGGACAGCCACAGCUUCUCUGGCUUUGCUUCUGUCUGAUUUUCUUGCUGCUGAAUUGUGUCAUUGACAAUGUUUUCCCAUAUUUCAGCUUUCAAGCAGACCUUGUUUUACCCCCACUCUAUGCCAGGAUUUUGAUGCCCAAAGACAGCCUAGAAAUUGCUCCUGACUUAAACCCUAUUCUGGAAGAGGAAGAAGAAUCCACUGGGAUCCCAAGGAUCCCAAAAAAAAGCUUCUCCUAAAUCUGAGAACAGCUUGUCAGAGAAAACCAGCAAAGAUAAACCCUUUUGUCCCUAAGCCCAGUGCUCCUGUGUGGUGUUUGUACCUCCUCAUCUCCGAGCUGGGGGAAGGCAGAGCUGCUGCACCUGCAGGAUCACUCUGCCACCGACACGUGGCAUUUUGGGCAGCACAAAAUAAAGUGGCUCAGACAAGCGCUGCAUCUCUCCAAAUGUGCUGCCCAUUACCCCUAAUCUCGUUACCUUAAUUGCCAAAGCCAUUAGGGCCCUGCAGUCUGAAAGGAAACAAAAAAUCGAUGCAAUUACCAACCCUGAAAUUGAGUUAAAAUCUUGUAAUAAAUUACAGUGAGGGCCACUUUCUCCAGCAACUCUCAGAGGCACGUUUAAUUCUCUGCUUCAGGGCAGAAACUCAAUUAAAAACAAAAACUUAUUUCAUUUUAAUUGCUGGCCUAAUGAAACCUCUGUCACCUGCAGCUUCUUUGUGUGUGUGUCCAGUGUCUCAGCUCUACGAGUGGCUUCUUGCUCCCUGCUAAUGUGCGUGUUGCACACACAUAAUAAUACUAAUAAUACUAAUACUAAUAAUAUAUUAUAUAAUAUAUAAUAAUAAUAAUAUAUAUUUAUUACAGGGUAUAUUUUAAAUGCAGCAGCAGCUGAUGGUGGCAAACAUGGAAAUGGGUAAAAAUAACACAUUUCUCUCUGUGAAUCCUCUGUGAAUCUCUGUGGAUGUGGAGCUGUGGCUGUCACUGCUGCUCUGCUCUCCUGUUUUUACCAGGGGGGUUUGGGGUGUGUAAAAUGCACCAGGAUUGGCACAGGGGAAGCCUUGGCACAGCCAGGGUGUUCCCAUGGCCCUGUUUGAUGGUGAGAUGAGGAAAUGAGGAGUGUGACCACUAACCCAUGCUGAUGCCCAAAAACUCCUGCAAUAAACCACUUCAUCAGAAACAUCUUUGGCAGAGGCCAUUUCUGCUCCAGCAGGGGUUGAGGAUCCUGCAGCAUCAGAUUUCCUGGAAAACACAUGGAUUUUUGCAGCAGGGGCUCAGCCCUGGGAGGUGAUGUAGAUGUUGUGUUCAAACACAGGGUGGAGAUCAUUCUUCCAGGGCUGCCAGGGAAUGAUGAAAAGCAGGAAAAACAAAACAAAACCAGGGAGGUUAUGCUGAGCUCACAUUUCCUGACUGUCCUCUUACACAAAAGGAAGAACUUCCUAAAAGCCUGGUUCAAGCAUCUGGCAGAAUGGAAAGAGGAGAAGAGACUCCUGUAAGUGCUUUUUCUGCUUCUUGCUUGUAGACAGGCCACACAAGAAACCUGGCAAGGCUCUCUUUUGUUUUUGAAAGGUAGCCAGCUUGGGGCUGGGAUUAAUUCCUGAGCUCAGCCCUCCCUUCCACUCUGGGGUACGGGAUGGGGAUGUGGAUGCCAGUGCUGGGCUGAUGUGGAGGGAGAGGGAUCUGGCAGAGGGAGAAAAGGCAUCUCAGUGGGCUGGAAGAGACCCCAAAUGCAAAUUUUGGGAAUGGUUUGUCCUGGUGUGGGCAGAGGGGGGUGUGUGGGGGGGAAGGUGUUUAUGAGUCUCGGGUGUUGCUGUGAUCAGUUUUGGUUUCCUCUCGAGGGCCUGCAGUCACAGCUGAGGGUGAAUUUCCUCCAAAAUACGACACAGAAAAGAAAUUUUAAAAAGCUCAUUCCCAGACAAGUCUUUUUGUGGCACUUUCCCAUGGCAGAUCCCUGCUCUCCCACUGCUCAGUCAGAAGUGCUCUGCAGCACUUCCCAAAGUGCUGAAAUGAAAACAUUUCAGUGCACUCAAACCCAUUUUUUCUUUUCUUUUCAGCUGCCUGGAACUGCCUGGAAUGGGUAUUUAAGCAAUUUCAGUCACGGGACCACAGCAGGCAGCCACUGGUCAAACACAACCUCAGGAGUGACAGCAACAACCACAGGCACGUGGCUGGAUGCUGCCAAUUCGAGUGAGUACCCGUACGAGUACCUGGAUGAGGAGGAUUAUGGGCUCUAUGGCCUCUGCACCAAGGAGGAGGUGCUGUCCUUCAGCAGGGUGUUCUUGCCAUCAUUUUACACCGUGAUCUUCCUGGUCGGAAUGGCUGGGAAUGCCCUCCUGUUUGCUGUCCUCCUCAUGUACAUCAAGAAGAAAAAGAAGAUGACUGAGCUGUAUCUGCUGAACCUGGUGGUUUCAGACUUCUUCCUGCUACUGACCCUUCCUCUCUGGGCUCUGUACAUUUCUCAGUGGGUCACCUGGGACAUCUUGUGCCCAUUCUUAAAUGCCAUGUACACUCUGAACUUCUACAGUGGCAUCUUCUUUGUGAGCUGCAUGAGCCUGGACAUGUAUCUGCAGAUAGUUCACGCUUGGUCUCCUCACAGCUCCACGGUGUGGAGGAAUUCCAUCCUCGUCUUGUUGGUGAUGUGGAUCCUUUCCAUAGCUCUCUCCAUUCCUGAUGGCCUCUUCACCAGCACAAGGCAAAUUCACAACAAAACCAUCAUGUGCACCCAGGAUUAUGGCCAGGAGCAUUUAUUUUGGAAAGUUGUCUUUCGGGUGAUUCAAAACAUCCUGGGAUUCCUUUUCCCCUUCUUCUUCAUGACCUUCUGCUACUCCCGCAUCGCGUGUGUGCUCAACACCUCACAGAUACCUGGCUCCAGGAGAGCUCUCUGCUUAGUCCUUACUCUGGUGGGGGUCUUCUUUGUGCUGUGGUGUCCUUACAACGUUGUGCUCAUCCUCCACUCCCUGCAGGAUGUCGGUGUGAUCAGGAGCUGUGAAAGCAGUAGGAAACUGGACUAUGCCCUGCAGAUCACAGAGAGCUUGUCCUUUGUCCACUGCUGUCUCAACCCCUUGCUCUAUGCUUUUGUGAAGAAGCGGUUCAGGGCAUAUUUGUGGAAGAUCCCUCAGGCCAUUUUCAGGAGAGGCGCUUUCUUUUCCAUCCAGGAUUCCCAGACGAGCCCAUCUUGCAGCAGAUACGCAGCUGAGAUAGAAAUGUUGAGCAUCACAAAUGCAUCAUAAAUAUUUACAUUAUUUACAUUAUGUGUGAGCCCUCUGCCCUGCCCGUGAUGGAGUUGGUGUGAGCCCACAGCACUGUGUAACCAGAUAGUUCAUCCUAGCAACAGCCUUGAGAUGGGGACUUUCCACACUGGGAUUGGAAAAGUACAUGUGGGAUCUGUUUCUGUUGCAAGUGGAAUUAUUAUGAAAGGAUUGUCCUGUAUUUACACUAGCAGAAGAAACCCAGUUCUCAUCUGGAGGCAGUAGCAAAUAAAGGAUGAGAUUUCUCAAUGUUGUGCCUUAAAAAAUGCAAACUAAGACUUGAGGAGAGAUUCUCCUCCUUCCUGGCAUGGGCUUUCCAUGGAUGGAAUUCCAUGCUCAUCCAUCAGGCCAGAAAGACUGCCAAGGGAUCUGGCUCUUACCAUCUGCCAGAUGAUUUAACUGGGAUAAUCUUGUUUUCUACCAGGAGACACAACAGGAAGGACUGGACACCUUUAAGCUGAGUUGUUCUCUGUCAUGAUGAGCAGUGCCACACUCGGACCUGCUGAGCAGGGAACUGUGACUCUCCAAAGGGCAGAGCCUUGGUUAGAGAUCAGUUUGAUCAUCAGCUGAUUUGGGACAGUUUGAGCAGAACAAAGUCCAGACCAGUAACAGUGAGAAAGAGAAAAAAGGGAGCUCAGCAGAACAGUGGUGAAGGUAUUUGCCUUCCACGAUCUGGUUUGACAAGAUAAAAAAGAUCCAUGGGUACCACCUGUAACAUAAAUACUGUCUUUGAAACACAACAGAAUGAGAACAUGGCCUGAACAGAAGAGCACAGAGAGCUGAUGGUCAAUCCUUAUUACCCAGUGCAGCUUUGAAGUUCAGGGUUCUGAGUUUGCUAACUUUUAUUUAAAGGCAUUAUUCACCCCAAAUGCUCCUGAACAUUAAAUGGUCCCUUUCCAUCCUGUAAAUCUACUAAGUCUGGAAGUUUCCUAGAGUUGUACAAAUAAAAUUAUGAAUUUAAGAGAAAGCACUUAUCACAUUUAUUUUAUUACUACAUAAGAUUACAGGACUGAGAAGGGCUU